This is a messenger RNA of Diabrotica balteata, 252 nucleotides long. Lineage: Eukaryota; Metazoa; Arthropoda; Insecta; Coleoptera; Chrysomelidae. The record is from the annotation of a GenBank genome assembly.
AUGAAAGGAAAGAAAUAUAACGAAGUUCUUAGCGAAAUGAGAGAAAAUCGACAUUGGAAAGAUCGGGGUACAAGUAGACAAGCUAAAAAAAAAACGAAUGGGGGAGAUCUACUUGUAAAAUUAAAUGGGAGAGGGGCUGCGGAGAAGUUGAGGGCCGAACUGGACACUGGGCAAAAUGAACGGGAUGGACACGGCAAUCCAAAGAAAGGAGACUUUCUUCACGAUUACGAGUCUGGACCCUGGGGUGAGUGA